AGAGCGCUCACACCUGGCGGAGGGGCGCGAGCCUAACGCCCCUUAGCUGCAGGCGGAGCGCGAGGCUGGGUGGUCAGAGGCUGCCGGGGAGAAUUGAAGGGACUCUCAUUUGCAUAACGGCCGCCCGUCGCCUCUGAGCACGAGCCGGGGUCCCGCCCCUCACCCAACUAGAAAUCUGUUGGGCUGCGGGCGGGUCACUCCGACCCAGGCAAGCCUGUGGCGGGCUGUCCUGGGAGCGGAUUGGCUCCCGGAGUUUCCAGAAGGCUGCAGGGAGGCGGCUAUAAGAGCGGGGAGCCAAGCGAGGGGAGCGGGAGAUAGUGUUGGCGCUCGCGGUGUGUGGUGCGAGGCGACCGUUAGUUGACGCCGCAGAUUUUCGGUCCUAGGUGCUUUCGCCUAACGUCGCCUGCCUAUCUUUCAGUCAGGAUGUCUGCCCGCGGCCCGGCUAUCGGCAUCGACCUGGGCACCACCUACUCGUGCGUGGGGGUCUUCCAACAUGGCAAGGUGGAGAUCAUCGCCAACGACCAGGGCAACCGCACCACCCCCAGCUACGUGGCCUUCACCGACACCGAGCGCCUCAUCGGCGACGCCGCCAAGAACCAGGUGGCCAUGAACCCCACCAACACCAUCUUCGACGCCAAGAGGCUGAUCGGACGGAAGUUCGAGGACGCCACGGUGCAGUCGGACAUGAAACACUGGCCGUUCCGGGUGGUGAGCGAGGGAGGGAAGCCCAAGGUGCAGGUGGAAUACAAGGGAGAGAUCAAGACCUUCUUCCCAGAGGAGAUCUCCUCCAUGGUCCUCACUAAGAUGAAGGAGAUCGCCGAAGCCUACCUGGGCGGCAAGGUGCAGAGCGCGGUCAUCACGGUCCCGGCCUAUUUCAAUGACUCGCAGCGCCAGGCCACCAAGGACGCGGGCACCAUCACGGGCCUCAACGUGCUGCGCAUCAUCAACGAGCCCACCGCGGCGGCCAUUGCCUACGGCCUGGACAAGAAGGGCUGCGCCGGCGGCGAGAAGAACGUGCUCAUCUUUGACCUGGGCGGUGGCACCUUCGACGUGUCCAUCCUGACCAUCGAGGACGGCAUUUUCGAGGUGAAGUCCACGGCCGGCGACACCCACCUGGGCGGCGAGGAUUUCGACAACCGGAUGGUGAGCCACCUGGCGGAGGAGUUCAAGCGCAAGCACAAGAAGGACAUUGGGCCCAACAAGCGCGCAGUGCGCCGACUGCGCACCGCCUGCGAGCGAGCCAAGCGCACCUUGAGCUCGUCUACGCAGGCAAGCAUCGAGAUCGACUCGCUAUACGAGGGCGUGGACUUCUACACGUCCAUCACCCGCGCCCGCUUCGAGGAGCUGAACGCUGACCUGUUUCGCGGAACCCUGGAGCCGGUGGAGAAGGCGCUGCGUGACGCCAAGCUGGACAAGGGCCAGAUCCAGGAGAUCGUGCUGGUGGGCGGCUCCACCCGAAUCCCCAAGAUCCAGAAGCUGUUGCAGGAUUUCUUCAACGGCAAGGAGCUGAACAAGAGCAUCAACCCCGACGAGGCGGUGGCCUACGGAGCUGCGGUGCAGGCGGCCAUCCUCAUCGGAGACAAGUCAGAGAACGUGCAGGACCUGCUGCUGCUCGACGUGACCCCGUUGUCGCUGGGCAUUGAGACGGCUGGCGGCGUCAUGACCCCACUCAUCAAGAGAAACACCACGAUCCCUACCAAGCAGACGCAGACCUUCACCACCUACUCGGACAACCAGAGCAGCGUGCUGGUGCAGGUGUAUGAGGGCGAACGGGCCAUGACCAAGGACAAUAACCUGCUGGGCAAGUUCGACCUGACCGGGAUUCCCCCGGCGCCCCGCGGGGUCCCUCAGAUCGAGGUCACCUUCGAUAUCGACGCCAAUGGCAUCCUUAACGUCACCGCCGCCGACAAGAGCACCGGUAAAGAAAACAAAAUCACCAUUACCAACGACAAGGGUCGUCUGAGCAAGGACGACAUUGACCGGAUGGUCCAGGAGGCAGAGCGGUACAAGUCGGAAGAUGAGGCCAAUCGCGACCGGGUCGCUGCCAAAAACGCGGUGGAGUCCUAUACCUACAACAUCAAGCAGACGGUGGAAGACGAGAAACUGAGGGGCAAGAUUAGCGAGCAGGACAAAAACAAGAUCCUCGACAAGUGUCAGGAGGUGAUCAACUGGCUCGACCGAAACCAGAUGGCAGAGAAAGAUGAGUAUGAACACAAGCAGAAAGAGCUUGAAAGAGUGUGCAACCCCAUCAUCAGCAAACUUUACCAAGGUGGCCCUGGCGGCGGCGGUUCUGGAGCCUCCGGGGGACCGACCAUCGAGGAAGUGGACUAAGCUUGCACUCGAGUCAGCGUAAACCUCUUUUCCUUUCUCUCUUUUUCUUUUGUUUGUGUUUCUUUGAAAUGCCUUUGUGCCAAGUAUGAGAUCUGUUGGAAGUCUUUUCACUCGGUGUAUGCAUGGGAAAGGAAGGAUGCAACAACUUAGUUUAAUUAUAAAAGGUUAGUUCUGAAGUUUGAUUUUUAAAACCAUUAUUUGAGGUUUCUCUUUAAUGCGUUUUGGGUGUUUGCUGACUUGCAUUUUUGAGUAGCUUAGUUUGUGCAUGGAGAUUUGUUUGAGCUGGGAAACCUGAAGUUUGCACAUAAGUUCUGCGGAAGCUUGGUAACAAUAAAAUAUAUAGAAGCUUGAAUUGUUUAUUUUUAUGUACUACUUUAAGACUAAAAUGAACAUUGCAGUUAUGUUAAGGACAGGCUUUUUUUUUUUUUUUUGCAAACAAAUGCAUAAAUACAGAGUUAAAGUAAAGCUGAAAUUGAUCUCAAAAUCACAGUCUUGGAGUUUUCAAUUUUCCCUUCUCACAGUUUUACCCAUGUUAUUAGUAUGAGAGGAAAUGUAUCUAACUCAGUCUUGUCUAAUUCUCAGAUGAGAUUUCCUGCUUUGAAUUGCCAACAGCUUUUAAAAGGAGAAGACCUGGGUAAACUUUCCUCCUCCUUUUAAUAAAGAAACCAGACUCCUAAGUCUUGGUUUAAGUGUUCCAAGUGAAAAUCCACCUGAAUAUUCCAGCAAAAUACAAGCCGUAUUCUGGGGUUAAGUAUGAAAUGAUUCUUUUUCUAAACUAACAAAGGCUGGGGCGGGAGUUGUCCUCUGAUAAUAAAUAGCCUGACGCAGUAUGAAACAAAUUGCUUUUUGUGGCAUGCCAGUGCUUGCGACAAGAGCCAGCAGGGAAAACUUUAAAGUCACUUUAUAUUAAGAGUCCAAUUUAGUCAAACUUGUUUUAACUUUAAUUCUCUAGUGAAACAGCUUAACUUCUGAGCUUAUCCAAAUUCCAUAAGGAUAGGUUUUCAACAGUUAAAAUUACUUGGGGAUAAAGGGAGAUAAUGAUUUUUUUUUUUCUGAUUUGAGAAUCACAAUGCUUUUGCAAUACUUGCCUUAAAUCACUAGAAUAUAUAUUUUUUCUUUUUAUUUUUAAAAUAUUUGUUUUAAAGAUACAUUUAUUUGGGGGGAGGAGGGGCAAAUGGGAAGGGCGAGACAAACCCAAGAAGUCGGUGCUGAGCACAGAGCCCUAUGUGGGAUGUGGGAUUCAGUCUCAUCACUCUGAGACCAGACAGGAGCUGAAACCGGGAGUCAGCCACUUAACCAACUGUGCCAUCGAGGUGCCCCAGAUACUCUUUUCUAAAAGACAAAACUGCAAGAUAGUCCAAUAUUUUGUAAUAUACAACUUGUCCAUUUUUCUGUGUAUCUGAUUUGAAAUUGUUACAGAUAAGAAUACUGGAAACUUUUGGGUUGAGCGUCCUGGGCUUAAGCUUUAAAAUGCACAUCCUUAGGAGAAGGGGGUUCCAAUUUGUAUUUCUUAGUGGAAUGACAUUUCUACUUUGAUCUGAUUUAUUUAAGGGGAACUUGGGAGAAAUUCAGUAAAGCUAAUUGGAAAAUG
Mustela erminea (ermine) is the source of this 3922-nucleotide messenger RNA. It is a transcript of the gene HSPA2, whose product is annotated as heat shock protein family A (Hsp70) member 2. The record is from RefSeq and is a predicted model, not a curated record. Gene Ontology annotation, molecular function: ATP-dependent protein folding chaperone; misfolded protein binding; ATP binding. Lineage: Eukaryota; Metazoa; Chordata; Mammalia; Carnivora; Mustelidae. The transcript has a single exon. Bases 424 to 2331 code for a protein of 635 amino acids. Gene Ontology annotation, cellular component: plasma membrane; cytoplasm; cytosol. Gene Ontology annotation, biological process: vesicle-mediated transport; protein refolding; cellular response to unfolded protein.